This is a messenger RNA of Myzus persicae (green peach aphid), 975 nucleotides long. RefSeq lists its product as uncharacterized. NCBI's taxonomy places the organism in Eukaryota, Metazoa, Arthropoda, Insecta, Hemiptera, Aphididae. The coding region runs from base 1 to 975 and encodes 324 amino acids. The transcript is spliced from 2 exons. The record is from RefSeq and is a predicted model, not a curated record.
AUGUUUGAUAUCUUAAAAAAUCCUUUUAAAGACCUUGAAACCGAAUAUGUACGUCUUAAUACUUUAGAACGGUUAGGUGUUUAUAUCAAGCCUGUUGAAAUUUCUAUAGGAAAUCGAUUAAAAAAUGUUAUUAAAAAUGGAAAUACAUUUAUGCAAGGAAAUAUAAUUUGUAGUUAUUUACAGAGUGAAAUUUGGAAAGAAAAGUGUAGUAAAAAUCCAAAUAAACUCUUAAUACCUUUUUUUUUAUACUUUGAUGAUUAUGAAACCAAUAAUGCUUUGGGGUCCCAUGCUGGUAAAAAGAAAUUAGGAGCAGUAUACAUAUCUUUUGGUUCUUGUUUUCCUUCUGAAUUUUCUUCUUCAUUAAAUUAUAUAUUUCUUGCAUUAUUAUUUAAUUCCAUUGAUAGGAAAGAAUUGGGAAAUAAAAUUAUUUUUAAAGAGUUGAUUUCAGAAAUCAAUUUUUUACAAAAUAAUGGAAUUGAUGUUCAGAUCGAAAAUAAUAAUUAUACUAUUUAUUUCUCCUUAGCAUUAAUUCUUGGCGAUAAUCUUGGCCUACAUUCGAUUCUAGGAUAUACUGAAAGUUUUAUGGCCAAUUUUCCUUGCAGAUUCUGUAAAUGUAGUAAACUCGAAUGCAACUACUCUUUAAAGCAAGAUAACAAUAAAUUAAGAAACAAAGAAAAUUAUUCUCGAGAUUUAUCUAUUGAUAAUUUGUCGUUGACAGGUAUUUAUGAGGCAUGUGUUUGGAAUGAAAUUGGUGGUUUUCAUGCAACUGAUAAUUAUUCUGUUGUCAUAAUGCACGAUAUACUAGAAGGGGUGUGUUCAUAUGAUAUUUCUGAAAUAUUGUUUGAAUUUAUUAUAAAUUUAAAGUAUUUUUCGCUGAGUACAUUAAAUAGUCGAAUUCAGUAUUUUGACUAUGGUCCAAUUGAAGGACAAAACAGACCACAAUAUAUUACUAGUGAUCAUUUAAAAAAAAAAUAA